CGCUCACAAGGGCCACAAGGGUUUUCCUCCCCGCCACAGCAGCCCGCGCCAGGAAUGCACAAUGCAGAAUGCAGGGCCCUCUGCCAUUGGAGCACAGCCCCCGCCCGCCCCUGCCCCAUUGUGCGUUGCUGCGCCGAAGCCGGCCCUCCUCCAGUGUCCACUUUGGACAACAACUCCAGCAAGCAAGCGAUGGAUGGAUGGGAUCCCCCAGGGCAGAUCACCCGCCGUAGCAUCCCAAACGCGCAAGGAAUAUCUCACAUUGAAAAAGGAAGGGUCCUCCCCUUAUCUGAUGCAGAGCCGCAUGCCCAGCCGAGAUAUCCCCGAGCAUCGACUUCCCCUCCCAGCUUUCCGGGUCUUUCUCGGAUUGCACCGUCUCGUCAUCUGAAGCUUGCCCUUCACACUACAAACGUCCCCUUCCCAUCAACGUGUCCCGAGGCGAGACUGUCUCACUUGGGCAAGAGGGCUCCAGCCACAGAAACACCGCCAGAGACAACAAGACAGCCCUGGACAGCUCUCAAGACAAACUCGGAGGUCUCCGGGCACCACCUGAAUCGUUGGUCUGCAUCGUUGUUGGAUAUCUCUAUAGAGGUUUGGCUAUUGAUGGUAUAUAAGGUAUAUAUAGAUAGAUAUCGCACUUGUCGUAGGGGCAGGCAAAGGCCCACUCGACACGCAAACUCGCUGUUUCGUGUUUCUAUUUUCUCCUCAUCGUACCUCUGGCACAUUUUUCUGUCGUGCUCUUAUCCGAAACGGCUCUCUCCUGCAAACCUGCCCACCAAACUCCUCCAAAUACUCCUCCCAAUCGACAAAUAGUUGCUCCUCCGCGCCUUAACCAUCCCCUUCUCGCUGAACGUAUAUAUUGUCUGAACAAAGAAGAUCGAAGCGUGAUGGGCUUUUACUUUUGCUGGUGCUCGAACUGCCCUCUCAUCCAUCACAAGCUUGAUGGAGAAUGCAGCGGCACCUGUGCGCCGCACCCUGGGAUGCAAAUGACCAAACAUACAGUAAAACAGUCCAAAUUGAUCGCGUG
Messenger RNA from Microdochium trichocladiopsis, 1024 nucleotides. RefSeq lists its product as uncharacterized. NCBI's taxonomy places the organism in Eukaryota, Fungi, Ascomycota, Sordariomycetes, Xylariales, Microdochiaceae. The transcript has a single exon. The record is from RefSeq and is a predicted model, not a curated record. The coding region runs from base 55 to 810 and encodes 251 amino acids.